UAGAUGAAGUGUGAGAGGGAGAAAAGGCUCUGAGCUGCAGGUGUGGGAGCAAAUCUGUGGCUUCAUUUCUCUUCCUAUCCCACAAGGAGGUGGGAUUUAACAAUCAAACUGUUAAAUAAGAAUAAGACGAUCUGACAGAAGGGGGAAAAAAAUGGGCAGAGAGCUGCAACUUGAACUGGCUUUUCCAGUGAAUUUAAAUGAGAUUUGUGUAACUUCUGCCGCCUGGGCACAACCUGCAAUUUCAGAGGAAAUAAAGAAGAAAGGGGCAGUAUAAUCAGCUGAAACACACAGAUCCCAUGCCGCUCAGAUCAUUCAUCCCGCCCACCGCAUACAAGCCUCCCAUUCUUGUAUUUUUUCCUCAUUCACUCCAGCGAGACGCCCGGGAGAAACACGCGCAUUCACUCCGUUUGGACGCCGAAAGCUGGACUUCUUUGGCAAAACUCUAGGAACAGGGUUUGAAAUACGCUUCUCCUGUUUUCUGUUCCUUCCCUUUGAAGCCUUUCUAAGGAUCAGACAGCCAGACGGAAAAGUUGUGACAGCUUUAGAGAGAAGAGAAAAAGAGAGAGAUUUGCCCUGGAGGCUUUGAAAGAAGAAACAGGAGCCAGAGUUUAAAAAAAAAAAAAAAAAAAAAAGGGCAGCGGUAAUCUGCACAGCUGCUGCGUGAAGGGAAGGAGAAACAGAGAGAUAAAGAAAGCAAACGAGGUGAACAAGUGCGAAGGACGACGAGAGGAGACAGACGAGGACAACCGAGGCUGAGGAGAAAGGGAUCACUGGAGUUGAAGGCCACCGCAGACGUAGAUACAAAGUGAAGACAAAACCCAGAGGGACACCUGUCGUCAAAUUCACAGCAAUGGAGGAGCCGCAGCCCAAGAAGAGGAACCGGGUCUGAGGAGAGACGAGCUGCGCUUGGCUGAAACUGGAGGAGAAGGGUUCUUCAUCAUGAUUUAUUCAGGUGCUUCUCCUAAUUCCAACAACCUGCACGGGAGGAGCAACUUUGUCCCCGGAUAGAAUGAGAAGAGGAGCCUAAUCGGUCGUAGCCUUCCUGUUCCUCCACCUUCCUGCACAUCAAGUUCACCGGCGUCCUCCCUCUCCCUCUCUCCAUCCAUCUCACUAUGUGGAUACCAGCUGUGCUCCUAUGGAUGCUUAACUUCAGCUAUUUGUGCUCGGGACAAGACUACAAGAACUAUUACCAAGCUGGAGACAUGGUCACAGAGGCUCCAACACAGUCAGACGACCAGUCCAGUUUAGAGGCGGUAACGAGCGUGGACCAGCUCCUGCAGCUCUUCUACCCUGAAUACAGCCUCAUCCAGCAGUGCAUGAGGAAAAAAUCAUGGCCCGCCUCAUCUUCCUCCUCCUCCUCCUUUCCUUCCUCGUCUUUUCCACCCUCUUCGGCGAGCCCUUCAGCCCGCUCCAACGACGAUGGCCUGUGGGUUCAGAUGCGAGAGGAGGGUCUGUACAGAAUGGACGGAACGCUAGCAGUCAUUCUGGAAGAGAUGCAGAGGACGUCGUGCCAGCCGAGGGAGGUGUGUGUGGAGGUGGCCAAAGAGUACCCAGAAUCCACCAGUCAGUUAUACCUCCCUCGCUGCGUGGCGCUGCAUCGCUGCGGCGGAUGCUGCGGUAACGAGGCUUUUUACUGCACCAACACGAGCUACGCCCUCGUCAACAAGACCCUGAUGGAGCUGUCUCCACCCAGGAUGGAUCGCACGGUCGCCAUGGUCACCUUCGUCAACCACACCUCGUGCGAAUGCCUCUCCAAGCGGCCGCUGCACUCCAUCAUCAGACGAGCGGCGACAGACCACCUGUGCUCCCCUCCCGAGCUCCCCUGCGCCGCCGGGUCGUUGUGGGAUCCGGUGAACUGCGUGUGCCUCUCUGCCGACACCAUCAGCUUCUCUCAGAGACAGACAGAGGCGCUGGACUCGGGUCUGCUGGCUCUCUGCGGGCCCAACAGGGUUCUGGAGGAGUCCACCUGCGAGUGCGUCUGUCAGAACGGACGGAGGGAGGCCAGCUGUGAGCCGGGCUGGAAACUGGAUCACAACACCUGUGAGUGCCAGUGCCAAGGCCAGGGCGGGGGGCGGCCGUGUCCUGCGGGGCAGCGGUGGGACGAUGACCUGUGCGGCUGCGUGUGCGACGUGGCGUGUCCCAGGAAUCAGCCCCUAAACCCCGACACGUGUCUGUGUCAGUGCAGAGAGAGCCCACAGACGUGUCUACGGCAAGGCAAGAGGUUCAACCCCAACACCUGCAGUUGUUACAGGCUCCCAUGCAGAAACCCCAGACGAGCUUGCCAGAAUGGCUUUUACUACAGCAGCCAGGUCUGUCAGUGCAUCCCCGAGUACAUGAAGUGGAAUUACCAAACAAGAAAGUGAGGAGGAGGAGGAGGAGCAGUGGCUUCUGGGAUUUCUUGACCUUAAGACCUGAAACCUCUCCGCCUGAGUGACUCCAUGCCGGAGAGCUGGAAGUGGAUCUACAUAUGGAGACAUAUGUUGCCUGAAUUCAAAUAAAAUAGAAAGGUUGAGCCUCGUGUAUCUGGUAAAGAGGAAAUAAGGACAGAUAUCUGAUUCUCGUGGGACUGUCCCGUAUGUGUGCCUUCUUUCCGUUUCUCACAAGCCGAUCCUGUCUGGAAAGCCCCAUGAGACUGCCUGUAAUGCACAGCAACAAGGUGGGAUGGACCAGGCCGGCUUAGGGCGGGCGUUCACCGCUCUGCAACGUGUCGUAGCAAGAAGAGUGCCAGCCAGCAACCUGCUGAGGAGCUGCAGCUCAUGCCUGUGUGAAAUGGAAUGUGAAUAAGAUAAUAACAGUCCACGCUUUUUCCAAAAUAAUAAAAAAAGAAUAAAAAUCUUCAAGCAAAUUUCCAUAUUGUCUUGAAGGAAAACAAAUAAAAAUCACAUAGUGGAUCUCCAAAGUGUACACCCUCCCUGUCAUGAUGCCAGCUUUUUCUGAUGUAAAACAAAUCAAAACACUAAAUAAUUUUCAAGAUGUGGGACGCAGAUGGACUCAAACCAAAGACUGAACGCUGAAACUGAAUGAAAAGCUGCGUAAUGUGUGCACACUUGGUUCAUCCUUUAUUUUAUUUACACUUUUCCCUUUUCAACAGAUUAUCUUGUUUGCAGCUGAAUCGCACAGGACGCAUACCCCAGUAAAGAGAUAAAACAGCUUUUUAAUGCUGUCAUCUUAACAGGGUGUCUGUACACUUUUAGGAUUUUAUUUUCCAUCUGUCAUUUGAUUCCUUACAUUCCUUUUUUUUUAAGAUGAAAUGAACCUAUUUUUUUUUUUUUUUUUUCCAACACGUCAUCAUUUUGUUGCAAGACAUUUCCAUCAGCCACGACCCGAUUCUGGGUGGGGACUGGUCUGGUUCUAAUUUAUCUGUUCCCCACGCUGGGUAAUUUUAUUUUUAUAUAUUUAAAGCUUUUUGUAUUUAAAAAAAAAGAAGAAAAAAAGAAAAAAAAAGUGAACUUUUGAAGAUGGAAUGUGAGCAGCUGUAAAUAACUAUUUAAAAAAGAAAAAUCACCAUAAUUGUUUUAAAGUGAAGCUAAAUCACAUUCUUUUACAUUUUUUUUUGUUUGUUUUUUUUUUAUUCUGAAGCGAAAAUUUAGAGUUGGACAUUUUUGGUGCCCAACGCCGGGGGGUGGUCGGACCGCAGCGUAGAUAAGAUUGUGGAUGAAAGGCAUUGUGGGUAAACUCCUCCUUCUGCCAUCCUCCACGACAAAUCAAAUCAAAAUGCAAAGUAAUACGCUGCAAUUCUGGACGGGACAAAACGCUGUGGAGUUCCACCCAAAAGCACAUAACCUUGUCUCAUUAUUAUCGCAGAAAUCAGCUGAAUCAAAGCAUUAGAAAACUGAAUCAGGACGCGACAGUUAUACAUUUUCUAUCUGGUUCUUUUUGUGCGCCCCCCGUUUGUAAUGCCGCCCUGGGAAACCGCCCAUAUCCCAAAGCGCCGCUGGUUGUAGCGCAUGUGCUGUAGGGAUUUAGAAGACUUCUUUCAUCAUUACUUAAGUAUUGAUUAAAGGCUCUGUCUGACUGACUUGUGUGACCCGAUUUGUCUCCUUUUCAUCCACAGACAUACAGGUUCAUUUGAAUUAAUGAAAAAAAAAGUUACUUUAUUUCAGUAAUUCACUUCCACAAAGUUAUAUUUCUGUACCGAAAGUCCUUUUCUAUUGGUUUUGUGUGAUAUUUUAAUACUCAAGAGAAUCUAACUUUUGGGUUUUCAACCUAUAAUAAGCUAAAUUAACAGAAAUAAACAACAAAUGUAUCACUGUGUGACAUGAAUCUA
Messenger RNA from Fundulus heteroclitus (mummichog), 4267 nucleotides. RefSeq names its product vascular endothelial growth factor C. Gene Ontology annotation, cellular component: membrane. Bases 1113 to 2363 code for a protein of 416 amino acids. The record is from RefSeq and is a predicted model, not a curated record. Lineage: Eukaryota; Metazoa; Chordata; Actinopteri; Cyprinodontiformes; Fundulidae. Gene Ontology annotation, molecular function: vascular endothelial growth factor receptor 3 binding; chemoattractant activity; growth factor activity. Gene Ontology annotation, biological process: positive regulation of protein phosphorylation; sprouting angiogenesis; vascular endothelial growth factor signaling pathway. The transcript has 8 exons.